CAAGAAACGCCAAGAUUCCGGUGAUGACCAAAGUUCAGAAUCAGGAAACGGCAAUGGUGCGAGUAAGAAACGCCAAACUGAUAACCAAGGUUCAGGAAACGGCUCCAAUGGUAAUGGUGAUAGCCAAGGUUCAGGUGCAAAUAAAAAACGUGCUGGUGCAAAAUAA
This is a messenger RNA of Dentiscutata erythropus, 166 nucleotides long. NCBI's taxonomy places the organism in Eukaryota, Fungi, Glomeromycota, Glomeromycetes, Diversisporales, Gigasporaceae. The record is from the annotation of a GenBank genome assembly.